GUCACUCUCUGUCUGUCUCUGUCUCUGGUUGGAACGUUCGAAUGGACGAAAUCGGUAGAAUUACUGGCGGCUUCAUCGAUGAAGAAGAAGAAGUUCAAGAACAAGAAGGAGAAGAGGGGAGCAGAAGCAGCGUGUUUUUACGGCUAAAACUCUACUGCGUAGAGCUUUUGGAGCUGGUUGAAAAACCCAAGAAGCACUCCUCUGCGAUCCCCGCUAUGCUUCAGUUCCUUGGCAGCUCUCCGUCCUCCGCUCUCCAGCCCUUCUUCGACUACACCUUGUUCCCGUUGUUGCUUCUAUUGGAUGCAGCAAUUGAUUGCAGAUCCCCACAGAAGGUUGAUACUGAUGUGAUGCCCGGUGUCCAGAAGAUGCCUCAUAAAGUGAGUGAUUACGUGGCAGAAGGUGUACUUCAAUGUUUGGAAGAACUUCUGAAGAAAUGCCAUUUUAGAUCCGUGAAUCAGAUGGUUGUGGUGCUAAAAAAAUUGACUUACGGUGCUUUGCUUCCUCUCUCUGAGGCUUCAGAAGAGUUCCGUGAAGGAGUAAUCAAGUGUUUUAGGGCUUUGCUUUUGAGUUUGCUCCCAUGCUCUGAUAAGUCUUGCUCAUGUAAACAAAUUCUUGGUUUGCCUACACUUUUAGAAAGUGGAUCUGUGGAAAUUUCACUUUGUACAUCUUCGAAAUAUUAUUCCGAAUCACAAGAAUGUAUGCUUGCAUUUCUUCAGUCUCAACCUGCUUCUGCUGCUGUUGGACACUGGCUAUCGCUUCUUCUCCAAGCUGCAGAAACUGAGGUUGCACGAGGACAUCGGGGCAGUGCAAAACUUCGCAUUGAAGCCUUUACAACCCUACGUGUGCUUGUUGCUAAGGCGGGUAGUGCAGAUGCAUUAGCGUUCUUUUUACCUGGUGUUGUCAGUCAAUUUGCCAAAGUUCUGCAUGCCUCAAAAACAAUGACAAGUGGAGCUGCUGGAAGUGCAGAAGCUAUUAACCAAGCAAUUAGAGGUUUAGCUGAGUAUCUUACGAUUGUCCUUCAGGAUGAUGCUAAUAUAUCUAGCCUUGAUAUGUCAAUAGAUUUUGUUACUGACUUUAAUUCGAGUAAGUAUAAAUCUACACAAUCUUUUCUGGAGGAGCUCCGCAGUUUGCCAGAUAAAGCUCAAGAAAAAAGUAAAAUAUUAGCAGAAGAUUCAAGUGCCGAAGCAAUAAAAAUAGGUGCCCCCAAAUCUGGAGUCAUAGAGGAGAGGAGCACUAUUUCUGGAGAGGGCAUUGGAUCUUUGCGCGUGAAUCGUACAAAAGAUUGGAUUGAGAAAACUUCAGCACAUGUAAACAAACUUUUAGCUGCAACGUUUCCACAUAUUUGUGUUCAUCCAGCAAAAAAGGUGAGACAAGGACUCCUAGCUGCCAUACAAGGACUGUUAUUGAAGUGUAUUCACACGCUGAAGGAGAGCAGACUGGUGCUUCUGGAGUGCUUGUGUGUGUUGGUUGGUGAUGAUUCUGAUGAGGUGUCUAUGGCUGCGCAACAGUUCCUCAAUUAUUUAUUCUCAUUAAGUGGGAAAAAUUAUUUAGAACGUGAUGUUAUUGAGAUCUUUAGCAGGCUCAUUGAAAAGCUCCCAAAAAUGGUGCUUGGGAGAGAGGAAUCACUUGCAAUUUCACAUGCUCAGCAGUUACUCGUAGUAAUAUAUUUCUCUGGUCCUCAGCUUGUGGUGGAUCACCUCCUUCGUUCUCCUGUUGCAGCUGCUAGAUUUUUGGAUGUUUUUGCUGUCUGUCUGAGCCAGAAUUCUUUGUUUGCUGGUUCUCUUGACAAGCUUCUUUCAAGUAGGCAAUCCUCAGUUGGAUACCUUCCUUCUGUUUCUGAGUUGAAAGCUGGAACUGACUUUGCCAGUAAUUACCUGACUAUGGCGAGUCAGGCUCCAUCUGAAAAUUCAACGCUCAUGGUUACUCGGGACAAAGAUGUAGAUUACCCACUGGAAAUUUUACAGAAAAAUUUUGAGCUUCCCCGGAUGCCCCCUUGGUUUGUUUAUGUUGGCAGUCCGAAGCUAUACCAGGCUCUUGCAGGAAUCCUUAGGCUUGUAGGUUUAUCUUCGAUAGCAGACUUAAGGAGUGAAGGGCAUUUGUCAAUUAUUGCUGAUAUUCCGCUGGUUUACCUGCGUAAAUUGAUUUCUGAGAUUCGUGCGAAGGAGUACAAUAAUGAGAGCUGGCAGUCUUGGUAUAAUAGGACUGGUUCAGGACAAUUACUGCGCCAGGCAAGCACUGCUGUCUGUAUACUGAACGAGAUGAUAUUUGGUCUAUCAGAUCAAGCAGUUGACAUCUUCACAAGGAUGUUUCAGAAGUCAGGGGCAAAAAGGGAAGAGGUUCAGGAGUUGGAUGCAGGACUUGCUAAUGGUCAACAUAACAAAGUUGAAUGUUCUUUGGCUAAUGAAUCUGUCUGGAGGUCUUCUCUGGAUAAAGAUGUGAGGAGUCAAUUGAUUGAUUGUGUUGGUAGAAUCUUACAUGAGUACCUAUCUCCUGAAGUGUGGGAUCUUCCAGUAGAACAUAAAUCUUCUCUUAUACAUCCUGAUGAUGAAGCUGAAGAUAUAAGUUUACACUUCUUCCGAGACACUGCUAUGCUACACCAGGUUAUAAUUGACGGAAUAGGCAUCUUUAAUAUAUGCCUUGGAAGAGAUUUUGCUUCUAAUGGAUUUCUUCAUUCUUCUCUGUAUCUGUUGCUUGAAAAUCUUAUUUCUUCAAGUUUCGCGGUUAGGAGUGCUGCUGAUGUUAUCUUACAUGUCCUUUCAGCUACAUCUGGCUAUCUGACGGUUGGUCACUUAGUUUUGGGAAAUGCAGAUUAUGUGAUUGAUUCCAUAUGCCGACAAUUACGCCAUUUGGAUCUUAAUCCUCAUGUUCCAAAUGUGCUAGCUGCUAUGCUUUCUUAUAUUGGAGUAGCUCGCAAAAUAUUGCCUCUAUUGGAGGAACCGAUACGCUCCAUUUCAUUGGAACUUGAGAUUCUUAGCAGGAGUCAACACCCUGAUUUAACAGUUCCCUUUUUAAAGGCUGUAGCAGAAAUUGCCAAGGCAUCAAAGCAUGAGGCAUGCACGUUGCCCUCUCAGGCAGAGUCUUAUUUUAUGCAUGUGAAGUCGAUAAUCUUCAAUGUGGAGAAGAAUACAGCAAGAGAAUCCAAACAAUGCUCAAAAUCAUCUUUCGAUGACAAUAUUGUAGAGCAAUGGGAGAGCAUUUCAUUCAAGUUGAAUGACUCUAAAAGAUAUCGAAGAACAGUUGGAUCUAUUGCAAGUUCAUGUAUAACAGCUGCAAUCCCUCUACUAGCCUCUAUGAAGCAAGCAGCGUGCUUGAUUGCGCUUGAUAUAGUUGAGGAUGGCAUUGGAGCACUGGCAAAGGUGGAAGAAGCCUAUAAGCAUGAGAAGGAAACUAAAGAAGCAGUUGAAGAGAUGAUACGGUCGUGCUCCUUAUAUGAGAUUCAGGAUACGUUGGAUGCUGCUGAUGAAGGGACUGAUGAGAACAGGUUGCUUCCGGCAAUGAAUAAGAUAUGGCCCUUCUUGGUUGUUUGUAUUCAAAACAGAAAUCCGGUGGCUGUCAGGAGAUGUUUAGGUGUGGUAAGCAAUGUAGUACAAAUCUGUGGUGGAGAUUUCUUUUCACGGCGCUUCCAUACUGAUGGCGUCCACAUCUGGAAACUUCUAACCACAUCCCCGUUUCAGAGAAAGCCCAAUCUCAAAGAAAGAACUCCAUUACAACUGCCCUACAGAAGCACUUCUAUUUCGCCAGAGGACUCGGUGGCUGAAGGCACCAAUUUGAAAGUCCAAGUUGCAGUGCUGAACAUGAUUAGUGAAUUGUCAAAGAACAAAAGAAGUGCUUCUGCAAUGGAAGUAGUUCUCAAGAAGGUCGGCAGUAUUGUCGUGGGGAUAGCUUGUAGCGGCGUUGUUGGUCUGCACGAUGCAUCUGCGAAUGCCCUUGUUGGACUUGCAUCUAUUGAUCCUGACCUUAUAUGGCUUCUUUUAGCUGAUGUUUACUACUCUAUGAAGAAGAAACAUCUGCCUUCACCACCCAUCCCAGAUUUACCAGAGAUUUCUCAAAUUCUGCCUCCACCCUCUUCUCCUCGAGGAUUCCUUUAUGUGCAGUAUGGAGGGCAGACUUAUGGUUUUGACAUUGACUUUUCUUCUGUGGAAACUGUUUUUAAGAAACUGCAUUCCCAAGUUUUUACUGACCAAAUGUACAGCUAGGGGACUCGUUACUGUAAAUAGUUUUUGCAUCUCAACCUAGUUUUCCAUCUUAUUUCUUAUUUUAUUAUUACUAUUAUUAUUAUUAUUA
Messenger RNA from Corylus avellana, 4284 nucleotides. The record is from RefSeq and is a predicted model, not a curated record. Lineage: Eukaryota; Viridiplantae; Streptophyta; Magnoliopsida; Fagales; Betulaceae.